Molecule: messenger RNA, 1170 nt
Organism: Leptopilina heterotoma
Lineage: Eukaryota; Metazoa; Arthropoda; Insecta; Hymenoptera; Figitidae
Product: E3 SUMO-protein ligase ZBED1-like
Exons: 3
Coding region: 555-980 (141 amino acids)
Molecular function (GO): DNA binding
Source: RefSeq, a predicted model, not a curated record
UAUAAAGUUAAUUUCACUUUUAUUUACUCUUUUUAGGUGUAACAUUUUUAACAUUUACGACGGAUGGAUGGACAUCCAGGGCAAUAGAAUCAUUCAUUUCCCUAACGGUACACUAUCUAAGUGUAAAUUUUAUACAAAAACAUUUUGUCCUAAAUGUUCGCAACAUAAUUGUGUCACAUACAGGACAAAAUCUUUAUGAAUUAUUAAGGAGCUUGCUAGAAGAGUGGAACCUAUUAACUGCAGGAAAAAAUAUUUUUUUUGUUACCGAUAAUGGACGUAACAUUGUUAAAGCUAUAGAAAUAGGCGAAUGUGAAGAUAAUUGGCAGCGUAUUUCAUGCUUUGCUCAUACAUUGCAGCUUUGUAUAGGAGAUGCUAAAAAAUCAUGUACAAAUUUCAAAAUUUUUGUGAAGAAGUGCAGAAGUAUUGUGGGUUACUUUGCACGUUAUUCAGUUGCAAGAACAAAGCUCAAACGGAUUCAAAAAUUAUUGAACCCUAAUUCGCGACCUCUUUUAUUAAUCCACGAUGUUGACACUCGAUGGAAUUCGGAGUAUGCAAUGUUCGAGCGGUUGUUAAAAUUACGAAGGCCUCUUAGUAAAUUAUUAAAAACUAAAGGAAUGCCUAAAAACUUGUCAAAUUGUCAAUGGAAGCUUCUAAAUGAUUACGUUAAUGUUCUUCAACCUUUAAAGGAGGCAACGGAAUUAUUGUGUGCUGACACAUACCCGACAGCAUCGUCUUAUAUUCCGAUUGUAAAUGGAAUUCAGAAGACAUUAGAAGAACUCCCUAAUGAUAGCAACAAUUUAGUGGAUAAUCUAUCAAAUUCGAUUAAAAAAAGAUUCAAAGUGAUUAAAAAAAAUACAACUCUACAAUUAGCCAUGAUGUUAGAUCCCCGCUACAAAAGUUGCUACAUCAAAACUGAAUCAGCAAAAAGGAAAAUAAAAAAAAAUUAUUUGAAGCCGUUUCGUCUGAAUCAACAUCACUGAAAGAAAGCGAUGAAUUGUUGAAGUCUUCUCAAAAUCAAAAGUCUUUCGGCAAAUCAAAAAAGAAGAUUGAAAUGUUCUUCGAAGAAAACUGCUUUAAGAAACAACAGCCGAGCAGCAUUGAAGAAGAAAUUAAAUUUUAUCUGGAAAACCCUUUACUACCGUAUAAUUUGGAUCCCUUAAAUUGGUGGAG